Molecule: messenger RNA, 1345 nt
Organism: Esox lucius (northern pike)
Lineage: Eukaryota; Metazoa; Chordata; Actinopteri; Esociformes; Esocidae
Product: zinc finger protein 436-like
Exons: 2
Coding region: 221-1219 (332 amino acids)
Source: RefSeq, a predicted model, not a curated record
UUCAACAUACACAAACAACUGAUCAGUACCUUCAGUACUUUUGUUUGCUAGUCAACAUGGUUGUACAGUUUUAGCUCUUUAUACUCUUGGUGUGCAUUAACUAUCUGUUUUAGUUAAGCACACAGUUGUCGUAUAAACAGAACGGUGUUUAUAUUAUAUUUACGUUGUUAGCAAGCUAGUAGCCUGGUAGCGAAUGGUUUACAGCUAGUCAACAUCGAACAUGAAUUCACUAAACCCCUCUCCUUCUGCCAAAGAAAAGGAGGUACGCUGGACAGAAAAACAGGGUCUUUGGCUUAAUAUUGUGGUGAAAGAAGAGGAGGAAGAGGAGGCUGUUACGGUGAACGGAGACGACGAAGGGUUCAGAGUGAAAGAAGAGGAUGCCGUUUUCGGGGUGGAGGAAGAAGACAUUUCUGUUACAUUGAAAGAGGAAGAAGAGGAGACUGAGAAUCUUAUUAACAUCAGAGAGACACCUGAGGAGCCAGAGACGUCCGAACAGACGAGAAAACAUCACUGUUCCCACUGUGGAAAGAGAUUUAACCAGUUAGGGGACCUAAGAAAACAUGAGAGAAUACAUACAGGAGAGAAGCCUCACCAAUGCUCACAGUGUGGACAAUUUUUUACCUGGUUACAGAAUCUGAAACAGCAUCAGAGAGUACAUACAGGAGAGAAGCCUUACCAAUGCUCUCAGUGUGAAAAGACUUUUACCAGGUUAGCACACCUGAAAGAACAUAAAAUCGUGCACACAGGAGAAAAGCCUUUUCACUGCCCCCAGUGCGGGAAGAGCUUUACUAGGUUAGGGAUCCUUAAACAGCAUGAGAGGACACACACAGAGGAAAAGCCCUAUGACUGCUCCCAGUGUGGAAAGAGCUUUUCCUUAACAAAGUACCUGAAAGAGCAUGAAAAAACACAUACAGGUGAAAAACCUGGAGAGAAGAUUUUCCUUUGCUCCCAGUGCGGAAAGAGUUUUACCCAAUCAACACACUUAAAAUCACAUGAGAGAACGCAUACAGGAGAAAAGCCCUACGAAUGCUCCUUUUGCGGAAGAGGUUUCUCUCAAUCAAGUUGUCUAAAGAAACAUGAGAGAAUACAUACAGGAGAGAAGCCUUACAAAUGUUCCCACUGUGGAAAGAGUUUUACUCGGUUAGAUUACUUAAAAUCACAUAACAGAACACACGCAAGAAAGAAACUAAAGCAGAAUAAAGAACGCUGUGACCAGUAAUGUAUUUCAGUGGUCUUCAGAAUGAACUGGUUACAUUGUUUGCUGUCUGAUUUACAUUAAAGUUUACAAAAAAUAUAUAUAAAUAUAUAUCUUGUGACAUGAAGAUAAAGUACAUUUCUUUGAAUG